Messenger RNA from Symbiodinium sp. CCMP2456, 182 nucleotides. The record is from the annotation of a GenBank genome assembly. NCBI's taxonomy places the organism in Eukaryota, Dinophyceae, Suessiales, Symbiodiniaceae.
GUGAUGGCGGUGGUGCACGCGUGGAGAACUUCACGCCGGGCACCAACAGCUCCACCAUCUUCCGCAGCUGCCGGGCGGGACAAGACGGAGGUGGCCUCGACGCCUCGACCUACCAACAGGAAGCCGGGAGCUCGGUGCUCUUCGAGAACUGCUCGGCAGAUACCCGGCAGAGCGCCUUGGCA